UUACAGUACCGCACCAUUCCAACCACGACCGCCAUGGCCGAAACCACCACCUCCGACGUCCUCCCCCUKCUCCAGGUGCUGGCGCUGCUGGCACUGGCCGGCAGAUACGACAACCAUCUCUGGCGGAUGAUCUUGCUGGUGGCCCAGUACGUUUUCUUGGGCGKGGGCCUCUCCGGAAGCGGUCCGUUCCUCUGGGCUCUGUACGCCCUGGUCGGCRCCGGGAUCUGGUGGAUGCCCCAUUCGGCCAACCGAAGGCCCCGGYYGAAACGCGGCUGCGUCUUUGUGACGGGCUGCGAUUCCGGAAUGGGCAAGGAGACCGUCCUCGGGCUGGCCCGGGCCCAGUGCCGCAAGAGCCGUAGCGGCCAGGACGACGACGAACCCAGCAGCAACAGCAGCAGCAACAGCAACAACCCCGACGGCUACGACCAGAUCUUUGCGGGCUGCUACGAUCCAAAGCACGCGAGGGCGGUCUACGAAAAGGAGCUCUCGGAGRAAGAACUGGCCUGCGUCACCCUCGUGGCGCUGGACGUGACGGACCAGGACAGCGUCCGCGAGGCGGCGCACAAGGUCCGCGAAUGGAUCUACGAGCACCGCCAGAAAAAGGCGGCGCCCGGAGAAACGGUGGUCGGCCUCUCGGCGCUCGUGCAGUUCCACGGCGUCGCCUUCAACGGGCCCUCGGAGUACAUGCCGAUCGAGAUGUACACGCGCCAGCUCGACGUCAACUUUGUGGGGACGAUCCGGGUGGUCCAGGCSCUCCUGCCCCUGCUCAAGGAGAGCAGCGGCGGCGGCAACGGCUACCGCUCCCGGAUCGUUCUGACCGGGACCGGCGGGGGGCCCUGCAGCCCCUGCCCGCCCCUCCUGACGGCCUACAUGAGCAGCAAGUUCGCCCUGGAGGCCUACGCGCAGGCCCUCCGGCAGGAGCUCUACAUGAUCGGCUCGAGCAUCGACGUCGGGGUGAUCAACCCGGGCUUUGUCAAGCCGACGAUGCUCAUCGCGGAGGGGACCAAGAUCUCGGAGGGCAUGUGGCGGUCCUGCGCCACCCGGCUGGGCUCCAACCGGGCCAGGGACGAGUACGGGGCCAUGCUCAACCACUUUACCGAGUACUCGGCGCUCCAGCCCGGGACGCACGUCUCGAAGAUCGUGGAGGCCACCGAGCACGCCCUGCUCUCGCCGGUCCCGAGGUCCUCCUACAAAGUGGGGAUCGACAGCAAGCUGGCGCCGAUCGUCGGGAUGAUGCCGACGGGGGUCCGCGAGUGGAUCGCCCGCCACGGGAUCUACGGCAAGCUCAGCCCGGCCGGGACGGUUCCCGGCUACAGGGUAUAGCUCUUGCGCGUGCGAUGCGUAUAUCGAAACAAUUUGUGUAUGGAUGCAUGCAUGGAUGCAUGCAUGCAUGUAUCUAUGUAUCCCACCUUGCAGACUGCAACACUCCGGGCACCCGCACACCCAUCGUGGUGGAAUAAUAUUCGAACAUCACA
Messenger RNA from Pseudo-nitzschia multistriata, 1475 nucleotides. The record is from the annotation of a GenBank genome assembly. NCBI's taxonomy places the organism in Eukaryota, Bacillariophyta, Bacillariophyceae, Bacillariales, Bacillariaceae.